UAUAGAUAUGUCUGCGAUUUAUAAACUCUUGUGUUGUGAGCAAGUUAUGUUACUAUAAGAAAAAUAUAAAAAGAAAAGAUAUAGAUGGAAACUUUGGUCUAUUUAUAUGUGCCAUUAAAACUUAAAACAAAAAAUACAAUAAUAAUAUAUGCUCAUUGCUAUUCCCUUUUUUCAUUUAAAAAUAUAGGUUAUUAUGGGUGAUAAAUCAAAUGUUCGUACGAAAAGCUGGAAAAGAAAAAAAGCUAGCAAACAGUGUAACAACGAACCACAUCAAAACCAAACAAAUCAUAGUCCUGAUAAGCUCUGCAUUGAUAGAGAUAAAGAUGUUCCGUAUUAUGGUUGGAACUUGUUUUUCUCUGACAAAGAGUAUAAAGCUGAUUGUAGCAUUGUAAAACAAAUUAAAGCUGUUGAGGCAUUUAUAGAAAGACAUCAAGCAUUAUCUUCGUUGUUUACAAUGAAAAAUUUGGAGAUAGGGAUGUCUUUUGACAUUGACAUAUAUGAAUUUUACAAUGAUGAUGAAUUUAUGAAGAAGUGGUCAAUGUUUAAAGAUGAAAUAUAUGAAAAUCCAACAGAUACAUUAAAUUGUAUAAAACUUGCUAUUCAUCAGAAAAUUUUUGAGACAAUACCUGAAGAAAACUUACAGUAUGUUCUGAAAUCCGUUAGUAGUUUGCCAACAAUAAAAUUAAAUAUAUUGAAUUAUCAGCCAAUUACAUGCUUAAGAGAUGUUAAGUUAAACUGUUAUGAAAAAUUGGUAUCUACUAGAGGCUGUGUAACAAGAGUUGGCAGAGUAAAAUAUCUUUCACAGUGGAUGGUAUUUGCGUGUUCCAAAUGUCACUUACAAAAAUUAGUCAAACAUUCAGAGGAAUUAUAUACGUUGCCAAAAAAGUGUGAUGUGUGUGGUGUUUCAAAAUUUUAUCCGGUUUUAGAUUCACCUUGUGUUAAAAGUAUUUUGUUCCAAGUGAUCAGAAUACAAGAGCCAUUAAAUGAUGAACAGGAUAAUAAAGGUAGAGUGCCUAAAGUACUUGAUGUAGAACUUAUGGACCAUUUAGUUAAUAUUUGUAUGCCUGGGGAUGACAUAACACUUACAGGCAUUAUGAAGGUACAAGACGUCGACGAUAGUGUAGCAAAGACACAAGUCGGGACCCCUUUUUCAUUGUAUAUGAAAGCAAUAACGGUUAUCAAUAACAAACAUCGAUAUCAAAAUAAUAGUUCUAUGAAUAAUGAAAUUUCUUUUAAAAAUUAUGUAACGAUACAGGAUAUAUAUAAAGAACCGAAUAUUUUUGCAUUAUUAGUGCAUUCAUUAUGUCCUAAUAUAUAUGGUCAUGAGAUGGUCAAGGCUGGACUGUUAUUGAGUUUAUUUGGAGGCAACGCCAAACGCGUGCAAUUCCGAGAUGACAUACAUAUCCUAUUAGUUGGAGAUCCUGGUCUUGGCAAAUCGCAGAUGCUACAAGCAUGCGCUCGAGUAUGCACUAAAGGUGUAUACAUUUGCGGUAAUGCAAGUACAUCUUCCGGAUUAACAAUAACACUUUCAAAAGAAACGGGAUCAAAUGAUUUUGCUUUAGAACCUGGUGCUUUAGUUUUAGCGGAUCAAGGUUGUUGUUGCAUCGAUGAAUUCGAUAAGAUGUGUUCGCAGCAUCAGGCGUUAUUAGAAUCAAUGGAGCAGCAAAGAGUUACUGUAGCAAAGUCAGGUGUAAUAUGUUCUCUUCCUGCGCGGACGUCAAUCCUUGCAGCGGCUAAUCCUAUUGGAGGGCAAUAUGACAAGAGCAAAACAAUAACCGAGAACCUAAAUAUUAGUCAGCCUAUUCUCUCGCGAUUUGAUUUAAUUUUUCUAUUAUUGGAUAAACCAGACGAGCAUUUUGACAAUUUAUUAUGCAAACAUAUUAUGACUGUCCAUACCAGUUCGCCUGCGGAAUAUAAUGCAGAAGCUAUGGAAUCAUUUUCCAAUGAUGAAUCUUCUUUGAGGAAAAAACUAAUGUUACCAUUGUCUACAAAGAUUAUACUGCAGUCUGUUUUAAGAACGUAUAUUUCCUACGCACGACAAUAUGUUAAGCCAAAGUUAUCAACGAAAGCCACAACAGCAUUACAGAAUUAUUACUUAGAACUUCGAUCAAAAAAUAAACAACUUGGUAGCAUUCCUAUAUUCAACAGACAAUUGGAAGCUAUGAUUCGAUUAACCGAGGCUAGAGCAAAGUUGGAAUUGCGCGUCGAAGCAACUGAAUCAGAUGCAUUGGAUGUAAUAGAUCUAAUGCGAUAUGCAAUGACAAACUUAUUAGACGAUACAACACCAAAAUUAAGUUCCGAUGGUAAAUUGACUAACAAAAAAAUAAAAACCUUUAUAAAGGUACUGGAAAAAAAUACGGAUAAAGAACAAACAUUUUCGGUAAAAGAAUUGAAAACGCUUGCAAUGUCGAAAGGUAUCUUGAUAGAUGAUUUUACUACUCUAAUUUCGAAACUGAAUGAAGCAGGUAUUUUAUUAAAAAUUAAAAAAGAUACAUAUAAACUUAUUUAUAAUAAUACAUAAAAAUAUAAUAUUUUUUAUAAUGUAAUGAAGCAUAUCUGCGUAAUGUCGUAGAUAAAAAUUUUUUAAUUUAAAGAAAAAGAAUGAUGCAAUAAAGAGAUUUAUGGUU
This is a messenger RNA of Linepithema humile (Argentine ant), 2627 nucleotides long. Its product is annotated as DNA helicase MCM8. Gene Ontology annotation, cellular component: MCM complex; nucleus. NCBI's taxonomy places the organism in Eukaryota, Metazoa, Arthropoda, Insecta, Hymenoptera, Formicidae. The record is from RefSeq and is a predicted model, not a curated record. Gene Ontology annotation, molecular function: ATP hydrolysis activity; single-stranded DNA helicase activity; single-stranded DNA binding.